AUGAAUGGUCUUGCCCAGAUGAAUGGCCCUUGCCCAGUCGAAGCGGCCGGGGUAGACCCGCAAGAACCCCCAACUGAGGAACUCAUAAAUGUGAGGAAAACAUUUCUAGAAGAAGAGGCAGAUGAAUACACGAAGAGUAGUCGUCGAUAUUUACAGGACGAGGAGAACUACGUAAAUCGAAUAAAAACCUACAACGUAUGGAAUUGCCCUUGGAAAGGGAAGUUAAUGGAUCUAAAAAUUCUACACCUAGAUGGGGAAUCCUUAAAAAGGGAUAAACUACUUAGGGAAUACCAAAAUGUUGCCACGUUCAUGCAAAAUGGUACAAACGAUGUGCCAUAUGUUGACAUAAAAAAAACAAUUAGCGAUUUUCUCCUAAUUGUUAAAAAGCACCUCACCAAUGAGGACUCCAAGAAAAAGUUUAUGCUCUUCAAUUCUUACGUAGAAUUAUUCAAGAGCCAUUACGUGGAAAUAUUUAAAAGUCACAAAAAUCUGGUUGACCAAGGGAUACACCUUAUUCGAUCCAAUUACUUACAUUUGAAGAACCACCUUGUGGAUGAAGCAUUACUGAACAGUCUAUCAUAUGACCCCCUAGAUGUACACACCUACAUAAAUAUCGUAGCAGAUACGAAUGGUAAAGAACAGAAAAUUAGCCAUCCCAAUGUAGACCUCAACAUGUACCUCAAAAUUGUGAACCAGUUGAAGAAUUACGAAUUUGAAGAUGUUAAUAUUUACAAGCUCAUUGCUUUGUUUGGGUGGACAUAUAAAAUAUCUCCCCAGGGGGAAGACCCUAAUGUCACUUCUGAGAUGCUGUACUGUAGGUACUGCUUUAGGGAGGUUAACUUGGGUGAUUAUUCUACCCUUUCGAGAAGGCACAACAAGGUGGAUUUGUUCAAGGCCAUCGAUAUGAACUCCUCCGGGGAGGACGCCAACCUAUCGGUAGACGACGCGCGCGACGCGCUGGAGCGCCUCACCGGGUUGGCGGAUGGCUGGGUUGAAGUGGACGAAGGGGAGGCCGACGAAAGCGAUAGUGAAGUGAGAGUGGGAGCAGAAAAAGAGGCAGCAGAAAAGGGGGCAGUGGAAAAGGGGGCGGCAGAAAAAGAGGAAGCAGAAAAAGAGGCAGCAGAAAAAGAAGCAGCAGAAAAAGAGGCAGCAGAAAAAGAGGGAGAAGACCCCCCGGGGGAAGAAAAUAACGGCGGGGAAAAGGAGGGAGAAGAACCCCCGGGGGAAGAAAAUAACGGCGGUGAAAAGAAAGGUAACGAAAAUGUAAGCGAAGACGCGAAGGCCGACCCCAAUGAGGGAGGCGGCACAAAAGACCUUCCCACCGAGGGCGGGCGCGACGGCCAGGCGAACGCCGAGGAGCAGGAGGGGUUCUCCUUCAAAUGGAGCAUCAAGCAGUUCUUUCUCCCAAAAAAGAGCAUCGACAACGCAGAUAAAAACCAAAGCGCCGGUGACACCUCGCAAAGUGAAUGCCCCCCGACGAGCGUCAACCAGGGCGAAUUAACCCCAAAUGGGAAAGGGAACCCACUGUGUGCAAAGAAAAGAAGAAAAAAAAAAGUGCAAUUGAAAAAUAUACUUAGCCGCGUAUUCCUCGAGGUAAGUAGCUACACAGAGGACGAAAAUUUAUUUAGCAAAGCUGCGCAUGAUUGCUACGUAUUGAGGGGGGGUCCCCACUUGGCCCAUUUGGAUAAGGAGCGCACGUCAGCGGAGGACGGUACGGGUGGGGCCAACUGCACAGAUGAUACCGCGGGCUGCGAGAACACCGGUGGCACCACACAGAAGCGCACCAUUCGAGCGUUCAACUUGAUUGAGAACCACCGGGCCUUCUGUCCAUACAUGACGGAAGACCUGUACUCGUUCUCCAAGAUAACGAGGCUCCUCUUCGAGUUGGUCAUGUCGGAGUUUCAGCGGCGGUACGUCAUGAGGUAG
Messenger RNA from Plasmodium cynomolgi strain B, 1926 nucleotides. RefSeq lists its product as hypothetical. The coding region runs from base 1 to 1926 and encodes 641 amino acids. The record is from RefSeq and is a predicted model, not a curated record. NCBI's taxonomy places the organism in Eukaryota, Apicomplexa, Aconoidasida, Haemosporida, Plasmodiidae. Gene Ontology annotation, cellular component: nucleus. The transcript is spliced from 2 exons.